Molecule: messenger RNA, 2550 nt
Organism: Hymenoscyphus albidus
Lineage: Eukaryota; Fungi; Ascomycota; Leotiomycetes; Helotiales; Helotiaceae
Source: the annotation of a GenBank genome assembly
AUGAUGAUCACUCCGCCAGACGCGGCAGACGAGGCUCCGGUCUGCACACCAGUCGUGCCACGGAAGCGACUUAGGACGGUUGCAGGAACGCCCCAGAGUAUUGAUACUUUGAAGAAGCCCUUCAAGAUCACAUUGAGCGACGACAAGGAAAACACGCCAAUAAAACGACCGGCAUCAACACAGUCUGCGACGAGACUAUAUGGUAGCACCCCGCUAUCCGGCGAUCGACUUCAUAGGCCCUUCAAAUGCCCUGGUUCAGCGACGACUACUCGAGUAUCUGCUAAACCGGCAAGAAAGAGGAGGAAAGUAGAUUAUGGAGGAGCCGAUGGGGAACAAGAAGAUGGCGACAAACCGUGGACGAAUGAGGACCGACUGGCCCUCGCGAAUAGGGAUGCAAAUAAAUUCCCAACAUUCCAAGUCAAGGAUAAGGAGACCAUGUUCAGGAAGCGUUUUGCUGUUCCUUUGAUCAAUAAAGAUUCGACUGCAUACAACCCGAAUCGUCCACCUCCUACGCUUGGCUUGCGACAAGGCGCAAUUUUUGUUGCAAAAGCAUUGCACGAUCCGAGCGGGGAGUUCGCUAUAGUACUUUAUGACCCGACGAUUGAUGAAAAGCCAAAGGUUAUCGAGGAAGUGAAGAAGGUGGAAGAAGCAGACAUCCCAAAAAUCGAUGCGCCAUUGGUACAUAAAAGUCUGGCUGAGAUAUUGGGAAUCAAAAAGAAGGUGGAAGGCGAACGACCGAAAGUUCCUGUAGUUAUUGACCCAAGACUCGCGAAGGUUUUGCGACCUCAUCAAAUCGAGGGUGUCAAGUUCAUGUACAAAUGUGUUACGGGAAUGAUUGAAGAGAAGGCCAAUGGAUGCAUCAUGGCAGAUGAAAUGGGUCUUGGAAAAACUCUACAAUGUAUCACUCUAAUGUGGACUUUGUUGAAGCAAUCUCCAGAGGCAGGCAAAGGCACGAUCCAAAAAGCAAUCAUUGCUUGUCCUUCGAGUUUGGUUAGAAAUUGGGCGAAUGAAUUGGUAAAAUGGCUGGGUCCAGAUGCUAUUCAGCCUUUUGCAAUUGACGGUAAGGCGUCCAAAGAAGAACUCACUCAACAAUUACGGCAAUGGGCGAUUGCUACUGGUCGUUCUGUUACUCGGCCAGUUAUCAUUGUCUCUUACGAGACGUUGAGAUUGAAUGUUGGCGAGCUGAAGAACACCAAAAUUGGUCUCAUGUUAUGCGACGAGGGUCAUCGAUUGAAGAAUGGAGAGAGUCAGACAUUUACCGCGUUGAAUGACCUCAAUGUAACUCGAAGGGUAAUCUUGUCUGGCACCCCUAUUCAGAACGAUCUCUCAGAAUAUUUUGCACUCGUCAGCUUCGCGAAUCCUGGUCUACUUGGUACACGCCUGGAGUUUCGAAAGAAGUAUGAGCUUCCUAUCCUCAAGGGCCGAGAUGCAGGAGGUAGCGACAAAGACCGAGAAAAGGGCGACGAGCGUCUUCGCGAACUCCUCGAGGUUGUAAACAAAUUUAUUAUCCGCAGGACAAACGACAUCCUUUCGAAGUACUUGCCAGUCAAGUACGAACAUGUUGUAUUUUGCAAUCUUGCUCCCUUCCAACUCGACUUGUAUAAUCAUUUUAUCAGCAGUCCCGACAUCAAGGCUUUGCUUCGUGGCAAAGGAAGUCAACCUCUGAAAGCUAUUGGCAUGCUUAAAAAACUUUGCAAUCAUCCAGAUUUGCUAAAUCUGCCGGAAGAUUUACCAGGAUGUGAGAAAUAUUGGCCAGAGGACUAUGUUGCGAAAGAUGCUCGAGGCAGAGACAGAGAUAUUAAGCCCUGGUAUUCGGGAAAGAUGCAAGUCCUGGAUCGCAUGCUUGCUCGAAUUCGCCAGGACACGAAUGACAAGAUUGUUCUUAUUAGCAAUUACACUCAGACUCUCGACAUGUUUGAUAAGUUAUGUCGACACAGAGGAUACGGCAGUCUUCGCUUAGAUGGGACAAUGAACGUCACCAAGAGACAGAAACUAGUGGACAAGUUUAACGACCCUGAAGGCAGCGAAUUCGUCUUCCUCCUUAGUAGCAAAGCCGGAGGAUGUGGUCUCAAUCUGAUCGGAGCCAACCGCCUCGUCCUCUUCGACCCAGAUUGGAACCCAGCUGCGGAUCAACAAGCCCUGGCACGAGUAUGGAGAGAUGGACAGAAGAAAGACUGUUUUGUCUACCGCUUCAUUGCCACCGGCACGAUCGAGGAAAAGAUUUUCCAACGACAGUCCCAUAAGCAAUCUCUCUCAUCGUGUGUGGUGGACUCGGCGCAAGAUGUGGAACGACAUUUCACGCUCGAUAGUCUCCGAGAGUUAUUCCAGUACCAUGGUAAGACGACGAGUGACACACAUGAUACGUUCAAGUGCAAACGCUGCAAGCCCGACGGCAAGCAGUAUAUUAAAGCCCCCGCGAUGAUGUAUGGUGAUACGAGUACGUGGAACCACUUUGUCAAUGAGACGAUGAGCCCGAUUCAGGAUUUGUUGUUGAGGCAGGAGGUGGGUGAUAAGGAGGUGUCGGCCGUGUUCCAGUAUAUUUCGCAUUGA